AUGCAAAGUGCUCUCUCUGAACAAGCACAAUCAUGUUCCGAUCAAGGCAAUCAGUACCCUUUUUGUUCGCCCGUAUCAACAGAUGUGUGGACAAAUGGCUCUACGUAUGAUUUUGUGUGGAAUUUCAACUAUCCUUUUUAUGUGGGCUAUGAAUCCAUCAGUCUCUACUUGUACUAUUACAUCAAGUUUGAAUAUCAAAACGUCAAGAAUUUCACCAAUUUAGAUAGAAGCACUGGGGGCAUCGAAGUAACUGUGGAUGACUCUUGGUUCCUCACACCAUUGAAUCCAGGAGAUUCGCCUAAAAAUUGGACCAUGCUGGGCUUUUAUCUGCCUUCAACACUUGACUCUGCUCAAGAGCUUGCGAGCCCAAGCAGCAUGUUUCCUCGACCAUUCAACUUUACCAUCACCCAAAUUGCACCUCCUGGUAACAGCAGCACAACAAACAUAGCCAAUACGACAAACUCAACGAGCACAAAUAACAAUAAUAAUAGCAGCGAUAGAAAUAGCGGCAAUAGCAGUAAUCUAUCAUCCUCUUCAUCUGCGUUGCCUGGAUGGGCCAUCGCUGUCAUUGUGAUUGCAGUGAUUGCAUUAGUUUGUGGUGCUGCUGCCCUUAUAUGGGCCAUCCUUAUUUCUCGUAGAAACAAACGAAACAACAAGCUGAUUCCAAUCGUUGGAGGAGGCAAAGGUGGUAGAAAUGGCGACUCGGGCAAAGGCAGUGGAGAAAAGGGACUAUACAAAGAUUCAGCAUUCCUCAACUCGCAAGCAAAAAUAAACGCUUUCCGAUCAACAGACAGUGUACCCAUGAGUGCAGCAGAAAAUGCCUCCAGUGUGGGUACAUUGGCUUCAAGACAAACGUACACACAACCAUUUACACCCUACGAUAACAAAUUAACCUCAACAGACGCUGUGUUACUCGCUGAUACCUUUAGAAAUACACUGGGAAGAUCAACGGCUGAUUGGAAUCCUCUUCCUCCUUCUUCUUCUGCUGCUGGUGGUAGCGUCACUUACGAUGACCCAGAGGAAGAAGAACUCAAGAGAAGACGAUUAGGUGAAGCUUUAUUGCAACGGCAAUUAGAAGAAGACGGUACUUCAGUAAAGCAUGCUGGUCGAUUUACUCGAGUAAAGAGUCUAGCAGAUAUACAGAAGAGUGCUGUUUUUGAACAUCCCACAAAGUAUUAA
Molecule: messenger RNA, 1179 nt
Organism: Mucor velutinosus
Lineage: Eukaryota; Fungi; Mucoromycota; Mucoromycetes; Mucorales; Mucoraceae
Exons: 5
Coding region: 1-1179 (392 amino acids)
Source: RefSeq, a predicted model, not a curated record